Molecule: messenger RNA, 336 nt
Organism: Dibothriocephalus latus
Lineage: Eukaryota; Metazoa; Platyhelminthes; Cestoda; Diphyllobothriidea; Diphyllobothriidae
Source: the annotation of a GenBank genome assembly
AUGGAGCAGCUUACCGGGGUCUCUCAUGAGAUGUGGUGGCAAGAACCCAUACCUAAGGGCUCCAAUGAAGCCGUCGUCGUGCCCCUUUAUAAACUCACGAACAUCUACACUUCCGAGGUAACCAACAUAGCUAUAUCGUUUGGUGUCCAGGGACAAUAUGAAAGCACCAUUAAUACUGAGUUAAAUAGUAAAACCCACCGAGGAAGCUUCCUUCUCAAAAACACUGGGAACAUCCGCUCAAUCGGCAGCAGGGACUUCCUGCAUAAACGCAGAGCUGAUUCCGAAUACAUUGUGGAACCAGGAAACAAAGACCAGGUAAAAGACCGUGCCAAAUAG